AUGGCCUCCAGACUAGAGGACAAUCUCUGCUGUCCCAUCUGCCAUGACGUCUUUAAAGAUCCUGUCAUCCUGACCUGUAGCCACAGCUUCUGUAAAGACUGUCUUCAGAGCUGGUGGACACAGAAACCGAUCCAAGAGUGUCCACUCUGUCAGGGGAGACAUUCAAGAGGCUUCCCAGCUACUAACUUGGCUUUAAAGAACCUGUGUGAGAGUUUCUUACAGCAGAGAGAUCAGACGUCUCUCUGCAGGCUGCACUCGGAGAAACUCAAACUCUUCUGUCUGGACCAUCAGCAGCCGACGUGUGUCGUCUGCAGAGAUUCAGAAAAACACGCCGACCACACGUUCAGACCCGUCGAUGAAGCUGCACGACAACACAAGAAGAAACUUCGGGAAACUCUGGAGGUCCUAAAAAAGAAGUUAAAGUUUUAUGAACGAGUUAAAGAGGAGUUUGAUCCAACAGCAGCUCACAUGAAGGUCCAGGCCCGACGCACAGAGACGCAGAUUAAGGAGCAGUUUAAGAAGCUCCACCAGUUUCUGGAGGAGGAAGAGGAGGCCAGGAUGGCUGCACUGAGGGAGGAAGAGGAGCACAAGAGUCAGAGGAUGAAGGAGGAGCUGGAGGCUCUGAGCAGAGAGAUAGCGGCUCUUUCAGACACGGUCAGAGACGCAGAGGACGAGCUGAGAGCCGAAGACGUCUCCUUCCUGCAGAGAUACAAGGCUGCGGUGGACAGAGUCCAGCAGCGCCCCCUGCUGGAGGAUCCACAGCUGCUCUCAGGAGCUCUGAUAGACGAGGCCAAACACCUGGGCAACCUCACCUUCAACAUCUGGAACAAGAUGAAGGACACGGUCUCCUACAGUCCUCUGAUCCUGGACCCAAACACCGCUGAUCCAAGACUCGUCCUGUCUGAAGAUCUGACCAGCGUGAGACCAGGAGGACAGAGACAGCAGCUCCCUGAUAAUCCAGAGAGGUUUGAAUACUGGGCUGUCCUCGGCUCCGAGGGCUUUAACUCAGGGACUCACAGCUGGGACGUCCAGGUUGGAGACAAUACAGACUGGGAGCUGGGAGUGUUAUCGGAGUCCGUCCACAGGAAAGGAGUCAUACACUCUGGAUUAUGGAGAAUUUGGUUGGAUGAAGGUGAAUACUCGGCGUUCUCGCCGUCACAUCCAACCACAGUCCUCCCGGUGCGGCGCAAGUUCGAGAGGAUCCGAGUGAAUCUGGACUGGAACGGAGGAAAGCUGUCGUUCUCUGAUGUCGACACUAACACACACAUACACACCUUCACACACACUUUCACUGAGAGGAUGUUUCCUUACUUUAACACGGGAGAUAAACUUCCUCUGAAGGUUUUACCAGCGACGGUCUCUGUGACUGUACGAUGA
Messenger RNA from Plectropomus leopardus (leopard coralgrouper), 1377 nucleotides. RefSeq names its product zinc-binding protein A33-like. The record is from RefSeq and is a predicted model, not a curated record. Gene Ontology annotation, molecular function: zinc ion binding; protein binding. NCBI's taxonomy places the organism in Eukaryota, Metazoa, Chordata, Actinopteri, Perciformes, Serranidae.